AUUGUCUUUCGGCUUAUAUCAACUGACCUCUCAAUUUCACUCCCUUCGUGUCCGUCUUUCGACAAGUACUGUGUACUUGGUUUUUCUUGUUUCGUUUUUGUGAAUCUUAUUGUCACAUUGGUUACCGCGUGCUCCUAAACCGCUCACUUUAAGACUCCUUGUCUGCUCUCUAGUAAUCUCUUGCUGCGCAAUGUCUUCUACCGCGAUCUCGACGAUCAUAUAUCCAUGUCCCCCACCUACUACAAAUAUCCUUGACUCACAACAGCGCAUGCGUCUCAUACGUUCUGCUCGUAAAUUGGAAGCAGUUAUGGGCACCACACCCUACCUCCUCGAAGCAGACGUUCCUAUCACACUCCUCCCCAUCGGUGUUAAUAAAAAAACAGUGACAGGCAAAGCACUGAAGCGCCAGGGUUCCAUAUUCACGCAUUACCACAAAGGCUCCCCCUCUGUAACAUCAUUUAGCUCAGCCUCAACGUCAUCCUUCCACUCCCCAUCCGCCUCGCUCGUCUCGCUACCUUUGAGCAUGCGGAGCACGGAGUCCCUCUCGGUGACACCGCCAGGCCUGCCCGCGCGUGGCAGAAAGUCGGCAGAUAAACCCAGACCAUUGUACCUCCGCAUGAACACCAUCCCUGUAUCGCCCACCGACCACCACCGUACUACAUCACUACCGCACACACCUUCCUCAGCUCGCACACCCUCCGCUUAUUUCCCCCCUACGCCUCGUACACCAAGUUUCGACGCGGCAGAAUUACGGAGAAAGCGGAUGGCAAAACUUGCCCGUCAUCUAGGCGAGAAUGUGCCUCCUGAACUAGUCACAGCACAAGUGCCGCACGCUCAAUUACCUUCCAAAGAAGGCGUGCCCAAUGGGAAGCGACGCAGUAUGUCCGUCCACGUCACGAGCCCACGAAAUAUACCUUUUGCUCCGAGGCCUGAAGUUCUCCCGGAGACUCAGACAAACAGCGAUUGGGUUGGCGAGUGGAAUCGAUCUGAUAUCAGAGACGUUCAGAGGGAACUGAGAAACCUCAAGGCUGUACGAUGGUGAUGAUUUCGCGAUUUGGAUGACCUUCUGUUAUCCCACUUCACACGAUUUUGUUCUACGCCCGUAUUAUGACAUCCCCACUGGCUGGCUGCAGGCAUCCAGCCAGACGACAUGCAAUUCACCAUUAGUAUUAGCCACAUCUACAUAUGUAUCAUGUAAGGCAUUUGCAUCACAUUUAUAAUUCGUACACUCGUAAGUAUGUACUACUGUCAUUUGUAAAACAUAACAACACAUACGGGGACAUCGAUCGCGAUUUACUCGCCACCCAAGUGUUCCAUGUAUUUGGGGUGGUUCGGAGUCAAAGUAGCCCUAGCUAUGCGUAACCUAUGUGUGAGAUGGGUGGAUGCAGAUACCUGGCGUCGCGCUGCCGCGUCCGUCUCAUUAUCC
This is a messenger RNA of Suillus discolor, 1426 nucleotides long. RefSeq lists its product as uncharacterized. The coding region runs from base 191 to 1042 and encodes 283 amino acids. The record is from RefSeq and is a predicted model, not a curated record. Lineage: Eukaryota; Fungi; Basidiomycota; Agaricomycetes; Boletales; Suillaceae. The transcript has a single exon.